Molecule: messenger RNA, 3428 nt
Organism: Lytechinus variegatus (green sea urchin)
Lineage: Eukaryota; Metazoa; Echinodermata; Echinoidea; Temnopleuroida; Toxopneustidae
Product: H(+)/Cl(-) exchange transporter 7-like
Exons: 22
Coding region: 394-2772 (792 amino acids)
Biological process (GO): transmembrane transport; chloride transport
Cellular component (GO): lysosomal membrane; intracellular membrane-bounded organelle
Molecular function (GO): voltage-gated chloride channel activity
Source: RefSeq, a predicted model, not a curated record
UUCUACCUAUCUUGGUCUUGGAUUUGGAUGAGGCUUCAGAAUGUUAUGCAAUUUGGCUCCUCACCUGGGUAAAAACAAUUCAUAUCCUUCUUCUUUUGAAUAUAUGAGAUUUGAAGGUAUUAAUAAUUGAUAUCUGGUUUAAUCUAGUGUACUUUUAGCCUCGUCGCCGCUCAGCUCAGUCAGAGAUCAAGCUGCACCUGGCUUGUUUUGGUUCAGGUCGACCCAAGACAGGGCUACCGACCGUAUCUUGCGCCGAUAGGGCCGGCGGCAGCAACACCGAGCGGACUUGAGCCUCAUGGACCAGGGUCCGUUUCUCAAUACCUGAACAAUUGAAUUUCUGACAGUAAAAAUCACGAAAUAGGAUCCUGCCCUCGAGGCAGUGUAACAGGACAAAUGGAAAGGCAACCCCUUAUAUCGGGCCAAUCUCACCCAAGAUCAUACAGUGAUAUCGAUGUUGGGCACUCCCUACAGAAUGAUGUAGACCAAUCAGAAGAUGACAGACAAUUCCAUACUCUCAAUACAUCUGUGAGGAGGAGGUUGCCAUGGAAACAAAAGGCUCCUGGGAAGGACAGUGAUGAGAUAGACAGGAUGAACGUACUCUCUACAAAAUAUGAGAGUUUGGAUUAUGAUGAAAUUGAGAAUUUCCUGUACUUGAAAGAAGAGAAAAAGAUCAGUUCUAAGAGUGUCCAUGUUCUUCGUAAGGAGUUAUCACGAUGGUUUGUGAUGCUAUUAACUGGUAUAAUAACUGGUCUUAUCGCUGUGAUCAUUGAUGUCACAAUCAGAAGACUCUCACAACUAAAAUACCAUACUGUCAGAACCUUAUUCAUAAAAGACAACUAUAGUACUGAUAUCAUCAAACCGUUUGGUGUAUGGUUGGCCAUGUGCAUUGCUCUGGUGUUUGUAGCAGUCAUGCUAGUUGCUUAUGUGGAGCCAAUAGCAAUGGGUAGUGGUAUACCACAAAUCAAGUGUUAUCUGAAUGGUGUGAAGAUCCCUCAUGUGGUACGCUUCAAGACGUUGGUCUGUAAGGUCACAGGUGUCAUAUUCGCAGUUGCAGGAGGUCUUACUGUAGGCAAGGAAGGUCCUAUGAUCCAUGCCGGAGCUGUUGUGGCUGCAGGAGUAUCUCAAGGAAGAUCAACAACCUUCAAGAAAGAUUUUAAGCUAUUCCAGUACUUUCGUUCUGAUCAUGAGAAAAGAGACUUUGUGUCUGGGGGAGCUGCGGCAGGUGUAGCAGCUGCCUUUGGAGCACCUGUAGGGGGCGUCCUAUUUAGCUUGGAAGAAGGAGCUAGUUUUUGGAACCAAUCUUUAACAUGGAGAAUAUUCUUUUGUUCAAUGAUGAGCACAUUCAGUCUCAAUAUCAUAAUGAGUGCUGUUAACGGGGAUGCACUGAGUCUCUCCAGCCCAGGUCUCAUCAACUUUGGAGAAUUUACAGUCCCGCAUGACAAGGUAGCUUACCAAGCCUGGGAGAUACCCAUCUUCAUGGUGAUGGGUCUUAUAGGGGGACUUCUAGGGGCACUCUUCAAUGCUAUCAACUAUCGUCUAACCAUCUUCAGAAUGAAGUACCUGUAUUACCCAUGGUCCCAGGUAUUAGAAGCUAUGUUAGUAGCUGCUGUGACUGUAACUGUUUGCUUCUUGGUGAUCUAUAUCAGUUCUGGUUCUGACUGCAGACCUUUAGAUGACACCAUUCAGUUCCCGCUACAGUUGUUCUGUGGGGAUGGAGAAUACAGUGCCUCUAGUACUCUCUUCUUUAACACUCCAGAAGAAUCAGUCAAACUUCUCUUCCAUAAAGAGCCAGGUUCAUAUGAUUUGCCUAUUCUAUCUAUAUUUAUCCUGACGUAUUUCAUCCUUGCCUGCUGGACGUAUGGUUUGAGUGUACCUAGUGGUUUAUUCAUUCCAUCAUUAUUAGUAGGAGCAGCUUGGGGGCGUAUGUGUGGCAUACUUAUCAAUAUGAUGCCAGGAGCGACCAAGUACGUAUCUGCGCCUGGCAUCUAUGCAUUGAUAGGGGCAGCCGCACAGCUUGGUGGUGUUGUGCGUAUGACAAUCAGUUUAACAGUCAUCCUAAUGGAAGCCACCGGUAAUAUCUCCUAUGCCUUGCCUAUCAUGGUGGUUCUAAUGAUAGCUAAGUGGAUCGGUGAUAUCUUCAAUCACGGUCUCUAUGACAUCCACAUCCAGGUCCAAAGCAUUCCAUUGUUACCAUGGGAACCACCUCCAUUGGGAUCAACUAUCCGUGCCACAGAAGUAAUGAGUGACCAUGUCAUUACAUUCAACACAGUAGAGAGGGUCUCUCAUAUCUUUGAAGUUUUGAAAGAUUCCAGUCACAAUCAUAAUGGCUUCCCUGUGGUUGAUCCAGAUGGCGAAACACAUAGGACUUUCAGGGGCCUAAUAUUAAGAAGCCAGCUAAUUGUACUUCUAAAAGAAAAGGCAUUCAGUUCAUGGCCUUCCUGUCAAGAUCCACGAGUGCUUCUCCAGAUUGAAGACUUCCGGGAUGCUUAUCCACGCUUUCCUGACAUCAGAGAUAUCAAUAUCUCCGAGCUUGAAGGAGAUUGUACUGUAGACCUGAGACCAUUCAUGAAUCCAUCUCCUUAUACUGUUCGUAAGGACACAUCUUUGCCAAGGAUAUUCCGUUUAUUCAGAGCUCUGGGCCUAAGGCAUGUCGUUGUCACAGAUGAUUCUAAUAGGGUUGUUGGCAUGGUAACAAGGAAAGAUCUGGCGAAGUAUCGAUACUGGAGCCAUAAAGGCACGUGUGGCAUUGAAGAGCUUCACAUAGCAAGGUGAGAAGAAACAUACUGUCUAGAUCCUGCAGUACAUGUAAGGUGACACCAUGCUGCAGGUCUUGCCAAAGCCAUCAAACUCUCCUGAUGCUGACUAUGUAAUAUUGUCUUCAGUCUUGUUAGUAAAUGUCUGCUGUGAUGACAAGAUGUCUGGGUUAGACUGGUUAUGUACCACUUUAUUUUGUCGUAGUAAAUCUAAAGACUGUGUUUUUUUUCAAGUUUGAAUUCAUCGUCAGGUAAAGGAAAGGGAAUUUCAUAAAUCUCCUGAUAAUGAAGUAUGAGAGAUUUGAUCUGUAAUAUUGUAUAUAAGUAGAAUUUCCAAUGUGUCAAAUUUUGAGAAAUCUGAAACAAUUUUUCCAGAUUUUACAUUACUCCAUUAUGUCUGUAAAUAUGUAUGUACAAUUAUAUGCAGUAUUAUAAUUCUACCCACAUUGUUGAUUAUCCAACAUAUUUUGACUUUUGUCCAACAGCUGCUAUAUGAACUAUGCUGCAUCAUUUUUGAUGAUAUAACAUUUUCUGAUUAAACUUUUUUUUGGGUGCAUUAUUAGAACAUACUGGAUAGUAGUGUACAUCAAUACUUUUAUUUAUCAAAGGUCAAGUCCACCCCCGACAAAAAGUUGAUUUGAAUAAAUAUUGAAAAAAUCAAAUGAGCAUAACACU